AAACGCACCAUUUUUUGAUCAGUAUCUUGGGGGUGAGUUUGUGAUGGUUCAAAAUCCACAAGGUUUAAGGAGGGUUUAGAGUCGGCCACAGCCGCUAUAUUACCUCUUUCUCCUCUCAUCUCCUCUCCUCUCACUAUUCCAUUAGUUAAUCCUCAUGAAUUGUUCUAUAUUUCUUCAUCAAUCCAUUUCAAUGAACCCAUCUUUCUUGAUUUUACUUUCUCUGGAAAAUUUCAUCGAACACUUUGAUGUCCAGUAGCAAAACCCCCAUUUGUCUCCGUAUAAAGAUUGAUCAUUUCGUUCCAAUUGAUAAACCCACAAAUUUUCAACCGAACCCUUCAAAGAACUACACAGCUAUGUGGAGGAACAUUGCGAAGCUAGUCUCUUCCAAAACCCCAACAAGGUAUUCCCUCAAUACCCACUCUUUAUCUCGUGCUUGCAGUUUUCUGGGAUUUUCCCAAGAUACAAUUUUUCCAGAGAAAAUCAAAUUUAGGCCUUCUGAGAUCAGUUCUUGCUCCAAUAUGGGGUUUCCCGAGUUGGGUUUUCGUCGAACUGGCGAAUUAUUGCCCCGGGACGAGUUUUGGGGAAAACCCAGUUAUGGUUUUUUGAGAAACCAAGUCAGUGUUUAUGCUUUGUGUCCAAAAAGCUAUGGGAGUGUCGCCGAGGCGGUUUCGGUGUCCUCAACCGAUGUAGAUGAGGAUGUCCCUAUUGCCGAUGAGAUUCAAGAAUUGUUGGAUGUGAUGGGCAAAGAAGACAAAAGGGAGGUUGCAUUCAUGGGUCGGCAACGGCGAACAAUGGAGAGAGGAAUGAGUAAUGGGAAGUAUCAGACGCUUCGGAGGAGGCAAGUGAAGAUAGAGACAGAGGCUUGGGAACAGGCGGCGAAGGAGUACAAGGAGCUUCUAGUGGACAUGUGUGAGCAAAAAUUGGCACCCAAUUUGCCAUAUAUGAAGUCAUUGUUUCUCGGUUGGUUUGAGCCUUUGAGAGAUAAAAUUGUUGCUGAGCAGGAAUUAUGCCGGCAAAAGAAGCAUAAGGUGGCCUAUGCUCCGUAUUUUGAUCAAUUACCGGCUGAUAUGAUGUCAGUUAUCACAAUGCAUAAGUUGAUGGGAUUGUUGAUGACGGGUGGUGAAAAUGGCAGUGCAAGGGUUGUACAAGCUGCUUGCCUAAUAGGUGAUGCCAUUGAGCAAGAGGUUAGGAUACACAAGUUUUUGGAGAAAACAAAGAAGAAAAAGGUUAAUGACAAUACAGAAACUGAAGGGGAUAGUUCUGGUACUGCAGUUCAUGAGCAAGACAAACUACGAAAAACCGUCACAAAUUUGAUGAAAAAACAAAAGCUGCAUUCUGUGAGGAAGAUAGUGAAGAAACAGGAUGAUUCAAAACCUUGGGGCCAGGAUGCUAGAGCCAAGGUUGGGAGUCGUCUAAUUGAAUUACUGUUGCAAACUGCCUAUAUACAGCCUCGGGCUGAUCAGUUAACAGAUGGUCCACCUGAUAUUCGACCUGCGUUUGUACACUCAUUAAAAACUGUAGUGAAAGAAAAGAACAUCAGCAGAAGAUAUGGUGUCAUUGAAUGUGACCCACUAGUUCGCAAGGGCCUCGAAAGAACUGCUAGGCACAUGGUGAUCCCUUAUAUGCCAAUGUUGGUGCCUCCAGUCAAGUGGACAGGUUUUGACAAGGGAGCACACUUAUUCUUACCAUCUUAUGUCAUGCGCACACAUGGAGCAAGACAACAACGUGACGUGGUGACGAGGGUCCCUAGGAAGCAACUAGAACCAGUUUUCGAGGCCCUGGAUACACUUGGGAGUAAUAAAUGGAGGGUAAACAAUAAGGUUCUUAAUGUUGUGGAUAGAAUAUGGUCCAGUGGAGGUCGUCUUGCUCACUUGGUUGACCGCAAUGACAUCCCUUUGCCGGAGAAACCAGAUACGGAAGAUGAAGCACUGCUCAGGAAGUGGAGGUGGAAAGUUAAAUCUGUGAAAAAGGACAAUAGGGAGAGACAUUCGCAGCGGUGCGAUGUAGAGCUUAAAUUUGCUGUAGCACGGAAAAUGAAAGAUGAAGAAGGUUUCUUCUACCCUCACAACCUUGACUUUCGAGGUCGUGCGUACCCCAUGCAUCCGUACUUAAACCACCUUGGUUCAGAUGUGUGUCGUGGUAUUCUGGAAUUUGCAGAGGGACGUCCUCUUGGAAAGUCAGGGAUACGCUGGCUAAAGAUUCACUUGGCUAAUCUUUUUGCUGGUGGUGUGGACAAACUAUCACUUGAGGAUCGAAUAGCAUUUACUGAAAAUCACUUGGAUGAUAUAUUUGACUCUUCAGACCAACCUCUAGAAGGAAGGCGCUGGUGGUUAAAAGCAGAAGACCCAUUUCAGUUCUUGGCUGUGUGCAUUAAUCUCUCUGAGGCUCUGAGAAGCUCAUCUCCUGAAACAACCAUGUCUCACAUUCCUGUGCACCAGGACGGUUCCUGCAAUGGUUUACAGCAUUAUGCCGCCCUUGGAAGAGACAAGUUGGGAGCAACUGCUGUCAAUUUGGUUGCUGGAGAAAAACCUGCUGAUGUUUACUCAGGAAUAGCUGCUAGAGUUCUAGAUAUAAUGAGGAAAGAUGCUCAGAAAGAUCCUGAAGUAUUUCCAGAUGCACUGCGUGCAAGGCUUUUAAUCAAUCAGGUGGACAGGAAAUUAGUGAAGCAGACAGUGAUGACAUCAGUGUAUGGUGUAACUUACAUUGGUGCUCGGGAUCAGAUCAAGAGAAGGUUGAAGGAACGUAAUGCCAUCGCAGAUGAUACAGAGCUCUUUGGUGCAGCCUGUUAUGCUGCAAAAAUCACAUUGACUGCAUUGGGAGAGAUGUUUCAAGCUGCUCGUAGUAUCAUGGGCUGGCUCGGUGACUGUGCAAAGUGUGAACAGAUUAUUGCGUCUGAAAAUGAGCCAGUGCAGUGGACAACUCCACUUGGACUUCCUGUUGUGCAGCCUUACCGUAAACUAGGAAGACAUCUUGUUAAGACUUCUCUUCAGGUUUUGACACUUCAGCGUGAAACAGAAACGAUCAUGGUCAAGAGGCAGAGGACAGCUUUUCCACCAAAUUUUGUUCACUCCCUUGAUGGUUCGCAUAUGAUGAUGACUGCAGUUGCCUGCAAAAAAGCAGGCUUAAACUUUGCUGGGGUUCAUGAUUCAUAUUGGACACAUGCUUGUGAUGUGGAUGAAAUGAACAGGAUAUUACGAGAGAAGUUUGUGGAACUCUAUGAAACACCAAUAUUGGAGAAUUUGUUGGAGAGCUUUCAGAAGUCUUUCCCCACAUUAUCUUUUCCCCCCUUGCCCGAACGGGGAGACUUUGAUCUCAAAGAUGUAUUAGAGUCACCCUACUUCUUCAACUGAUCUGAACCAAAAGCAACUCCUUCUCUUACUUGUACAGUGACAUGGUGACUUUGAUCUGAGAGAUGCACUAGGGUCACCCUACUACUACUGAUCUGAACCAAAACCUACUCUUCCUCUUACGUAUACUGUGACAUGGUGCCUCUGUGCAUGUUUCACUGUCUCUGGUCUUUCUGUUUGCUACCGUAUAUGGGCAUGGCAAAGUAAGAGGGCAAUCUCUGCUUAUAAUCUGGUAGCAGACUUGAGGCAUGGAUUGUUUGAGCAUUGAGAUGAUCUCUCCAAGGUACAAUACUACUAUAUACACAAUUCAAUCUGCAGCUGCAAGCUCCAGUUUUCCCAGUACAGUCAACAAAGAGAUUCUUUAGCGGUGCAUGCCUGCUCUGAGAUGGUUUAGAAGAUUUUCUGAAGUAGAUUCAUUGUGCAAGAAGCUUCAAGAGGUUGCCAAUGUACAAUUUUGCAACAGUACACAUUCUUCCUCAGCGAAUCAUGUCUUCGAACAUGAAGGAUAUUAAGCUUUCCAAUGGAUACAGAUCUAUAGAAUCAGGCUGACAGGAGAAACGCUGAAAGUUGCAGAACCCAUUCAGGAUAGCUGACCUUGCAUACACAGAUGAAUUACAAUUUAUUGUCUCAUGAGGGGUUUUUGUGUUAAGUAUGGUCCAUAUGGCUCACUAAUUGUAAUAUUAUAUGCUUCUCCUAUCAUGUAAAUUUGUGUUAGUAUUAUGUUAAUUGAAAUUAAUAGUUUCGGUAAUGCAAUUGUUGCCAGCAACAUUAUGUAUUA
Molecule: messenger RNA, 4125 nt
Organism: Camellia sinensis
Lineage: Eukaryota; Viridiplantae; Streptophyta; Magnoliopsida; Ericales; Theaceae
Product: DNA-directed RNA polymerase 2, chloroplastic/mitochondrial
Biological process (GO): mitochondrial transcription
Cellular component (GO): mitochondrial DNA-directed RNA polymerase complex
Molecular function (GO): DNA binding; DNA-directed RNA polymerase activity
Source: RefSeq, a predicted model, not a curated record